CGCGCCGCUAAGUGUACGCUUAUAUCGGUGCAUCGCCAACAGGGCCCCAGAAAUGUCCGACGAUCUGUCGUUGGUCACCGAUCCCGACCUGUCGGUUGGCCUGGAGCCUCAAAAAGAACGGCAUUCAUUAACGCUUGAUCAGCGACGCGCACUCAGACGAUGGGCUAAUUCGCAAACUAUUCGACCAUCUCAUAAGCAGUGCAUCGAGUGGUUCUUUGCCCAGUAUGGCUUACAGAUAAGCCAGUCCACCGUCUCACAUUCUCUCUCGCCAAAAUACUCACGGCUUGACGGCGACAAUGCCCAACUAUCUGGUUCAAGGCUCCGGUUUGGAAACUGGCCGGAUGUCGAGAAAUUAGUGUUGUUAUGGUACCAACAAGUACAAGCGUCGGGAAGGCAGCCGACAAAUGAGGAGCUUGGUGAAAAGGCAAAGGCCAUCUUCCACCAGCUGCCUCGCUAUCGAGACGAGCACUCGCCCGAGUUUUCGCCAGGCUGGAUCCAUCGCUUUAAGAAGAGAUAUGGACUUCUCAUUCGUCGCCAGCGCCGCCACAACGAUGCCACCAUCAAUCCAGCAGAGGACAUCGAGUAUCUCUCAGAUUGUGUCCCGCGCUUCAUGGGCAUUGUGUCCGACACCAGCCCGGCUGCCAUUCGAGAGCAGAUUCUGCGCGUUGUUGGCGUGGAAGCAAGCCUCAGUAUCUGCGCCCUUGUGCGUGAUGAGGUUGUGCGACGCAUUGCCAUGGCAAACACGCACGCCACGGCUGUUGCUGCGCUGGCUGCCCCUCCGCCUGAACCAGAGAUGGAGCCUUCGCCUCCGCCGCCAGAGCCGCCCAUGUACAACGACGACGACCCGGAGGUUGUGCUGCAGAAUGCGCUCCGCCAACUCCAGGAGGAAGAACAGGCUGCAGAGGAGCAGGCGGCUGCUGUACGAGAGGAGCGCGAGCGUGCUGAACGCAGUUUGCAUGCUCAGCUUGUGGAUGGCCCGCGUGCAGACUCUACGCCUCGUUACGAGACGCCCUCGCACGAGUUACCGCCCGAAUUGACUCUUACACCGUUGCACACAGAGGACCAUCUUGUGCAUGAUCGUCCCCUGCGGUGUCCCUUUUGCGUUAACCAGCGCAUGCUACGCAGCAUCAAGGAAGCUGUGGACCACAUGUCAACCCAUGUGGAUGUAUAAUUAUAAUGCAACUACAAAUGUUGCUGUAAUGAGAUGUAAUGAUUAACGGGGCUUAACCCGGUUUAUGAAAAUGGGCAAAAAAGGCAGCAUAGAUUUGCCACGGCGUUUAGACAUGGUUAUUGUAGGAUUUACCAAAAUUUAUUAAACAAU
This is a messenger RNA of [Torrubiella] hemipterigena, 1321 nucleotides long. Lineage: Eukaryota; Fungi; Ascomycota; Sordariomycetes; Hypocreales; Clavicipitaceae. The record is from the annotation of a GenBank genome assembly.